AGAGAGGGAGAGGGAGAGAGGGAGAGAGAAGUCAUUGUCCGGACAGCAGCAGCAGCAGCAGCAGUAGUUUCAGCAGCAGCAGCAGCAGCAGUAGUGGUGACCGGAAGAGCAGUCCGGUACCUAAACGUUCACCUGCUGCUAUAAUUCCUGAGGAAAGCGCGGCGGAACCAUGCGACGUGUCAGAGAUUUGCGCGAGCGUCAUUCCUCCUCCGCGCCUUUCGCUUCAGGGAGUUUACGUGUCUGCGCGCGUCGACGAGGAACUCAUGUGUAGCCGCGGACGAAGCGCUCAGUCCCGCGGAGUUGUGAAGUGUGUACCGUGAGCUGUCACAUGGAAGAAGAAAACAAAGCAUAGAAGCAGAAAAGUUCGCGUGGGUCACUGAACGCAGCAGCAGCAGCAGCAGCGAGGACGUGUCUCGCUCUCUCUCUCUGAACCAGGAGCGAGGACGUGUCUCGCGCUCUCUGAACCAGGAGCGAGGACGUGUCUCGCGCUCUCUGAACCAGGAGCGAGGACGUGUCUCGCGCUCUCUGAACCAGGAGCGAGGAUGCAGGUGAAGAAGCAGCGGCAGUCUGAGCGCAGCAGCGGGGACACGCUAGCGAAAAGCCCCUCAUGCUUCUCAAAUAUCAAGAUCUUCUUGAUAUCGGAAUGCGCUCUCAUGCUGGCUCAGGGCACUGUUGGAGCUUAUCUGGUGAGCGUGCUGACCACCUUGGAGCGGCGAUUCAACCUGCAAAGUGCUGACGUCGGUGUGAUCGCCAGCAGCUUUGAGAUCGGCAACCUUGCGCUGAUCCUGUUUGUCAGCUACUUUGGGGCCAAAGCGCAUCGGCCCCGCCUGAUAGGCUGCGGCGGCAUCGUCAUGGCACUUGGCGCUCUCCUCUCAGCACUCCCGGAAUUCCUCAUAAAUCAGUAUGAGAUAGGAGAAAUGUGGAGGACUGACCUGGGUCGGGAUUACUGUGCCAACACCAGCAGCAGUGCUCAGAUUGAGGAUGCUGUGUGUGCUGACAGGGCUAACACUAACAUGAUGUACCUGCUGCUGAUCGGAGCGCAGGUCCUGCUGGGGAUCGGGGCCACACCGGUACAGCCGCUGGGAGUGUCCUAUAUUGAUGAUCACGUGAAGAAGAAGGACUCCUCUCUCUAUAUAGGAAUCCUCUUCUCCACGCUGGUGUUUGGCCCCGCCUGUGGCUUCAUCCUCGGCUCCGUCUGCACUAAAUACUACGUGGACGCGAUCUUCAUUGACACGAGUGAUCUGAGCAUCACUCCAGACGACCCGCGCUGGAUCGGGGCCUGGUGGGCCGGCUUCCUCCUGUGUGGGGCCUUGCUCUUCUGCUCCGCUGUCUUCAUGUUCGGUUUCCCUCAGUCGCUGCCGACCGCCGAGAGAGAGGAGGGAGUGGACAGCGAGCAGGCGAUGCUUCCGCCCUCUCUCAGUUCAGAGUAUGAAACUCCAAAAAACAGCAAUGGAGUUGUACACUGCCACGAGCUCCCCAACAGCGCCACCUGCUGUCAGCAACUCAAAGUGAUUCCAAAGGUGACCAAGCACCUGCUGUCAAACCCAGUGUUCACCUGCAUCAUUCUGGCCGCCUGCAUGGAGAUCGCCGUCGUGGCCGGCUUUGCAGCCUUUCUGGGGAAAUACCUGGAGCAGCAGUUCAACCUCACCACCAGCUCAGCCAACCAGCUGUUAGGCAUGACGGCGAUUCCCUGUGCCUGUUUGGGGAUCUUCAUGGGCGGUCUGCUGGUGAAGAAGCUGAACCUGUCGGCGCUGGGAGCGAUUCGCAUGGCCAUGUUAGUCAACCUCAUAUCCACCGCCUGCUACGUCUCCUUCCUCUUCCUGGGCUGUGACACGGGUCCCGUCGCAGGAGUGACGGUUACGUAUGAAAACCACACGCUGCAGGUGGGACAGAAACCAGACGCUCAGUGCGUCAGUCACUGCAACUGCUUCACCUCGUCCAUCAGCCCCGUGUGCGGCUACAAUGGCGUCACCUACCUGUCUGCCUGUUUCGCCGGCUGCACCCGAGCAGGAGGCGCUCGAACCACUCCCAGCAUCGCCCAGAACCUGACAGGAUGUGGUUGUAUAUCAGCUGAAUUUGCCACAGCGGUUCCUGGAAAAUGUCCGACUCCGGGCUGCCAGGAGGCCUUCCUCAUCUUCCUGUGUGUGAUCUGUGCCUGCAGCCUGGUGGGAGCCAUGGCCCAGACUCCGUCUGUCAUCAUCCUCAUCAGGACUGUGAGCCCGGAGCUGAAAUCAUACGCACUCGGACUGUUGUUUCUGCUGCUGCGACUCCUCGGAUUCAUCCCUCCUCCUCUCAUCUUUGGUGCUGCCAUCGACUCCACUUGUCUUUUCUGGAGUUCGGAUUGUGGCAAUAAAGGGGCGUGUCUGCUCUAUGACAAUGUGAGGUACAGGCAUCUCUACGUGAGCCUCGCCAUCAUCCUGAAAGGCGUGGCCUUCCUCCUCUACGCCACCACGUGGUACUGCCUGCGCAGGAACUACCAGAAGUAUAUCAAAGGUCACGAGGGUCACCUGACUCCCACAGAGUUCUACCCCUCGCUCACAGACGGCCCCAAAACUGUGGACCGGACAAAGUUCAUAUAUAACCUGGAGGACCACGAGGUUUGUGAAAACAUGGAGUCUGUUUUAUAGUUCAUCAAAGACACGAGUGAGGACGCUCGUGUUCUCUCAGAGGAACAGUUCAUGCUUUCUUGAAAUGAUGAGACUUUCUUGUUGUUGUUGUUGUUGUUUGUUGUCUGACUAAAGCACCGCGUGUCACCGCGUGUCACCGUGCUGUCCGUCAUACGAGACGUUUACACUCCACUUCACUCCAUGCAAAACACUGGAAAGGGUCCAUUUUAGCUGCUGAUCAGCCAGCUGUUGUCCUGUGUUUGCUGGUGAACUGGUGUGUGCGUGUGCGUGUGUGCGCGUGCGCGUGUGU
This is a messenger RNA of Solea solea (common sole), 2916 nucleotides long. It is a transcript of the gene slco3a1a, whose product is annotated as solute carrier organic anion transporter family member 3A1a. Gene Ontology annotation, molecular function: protein binding. The coding region runs from base 543 to 2627 and encodes 694 amino acids. Lineage: Eukaryota; Metazoa; Chordata; Actinopteri; Pleuronectiformes; Soleidae. The transcript is spliced from 10 exons. Gene Ontology annotation, cellular component: membrane. Gene Ontology annotation, biological process: sodium-independent organic anion transport; transmembrane transport; prostaglandin transport. The record is from RefSeq and is a predicted model, not a curated record.